AUGUUCGUUCAUCUUCUCCCUUUUGCAGUCUGUGGAGAACGCGCAAGGAUGGCCCCCGCCAAAAAAGGGAAGGGGGCGAAAGCAGCAAAGCAGAAGAAAAACACUGGGCCAGAUGAGGAAAGGUACAGAAAAGCAGUGCUGGAGGUUGAUACCCUAAAGCAGCACCUUGUUCUCCGGAGGGAUAUCGCCAGGCAGGCAAUGGCUGACAGUGAAGGACUCAAGCAGAGGCUGCUAGAUCUGGAGAAAGAACUGGAGGAGGCUCGAGGGGACAAAAAAGAUAUUUAUGAAGCUGCCUGCCAAGGUGAUCUGCUACAAAGCCAGCUGGACAAGGCAAGGAUGCUGGAAGAGAAGGACAAGGCCGUGGCCGAGAUGCAGCGCAAGGUUGACGAGAUGGAGACAGAAUAUGAAAAAAUCCUGCAUGGUAGCCUGGACUGCGUCCUCUCCAAACUGCAAAGUGCCAAGCUCACCUGGGAGAAGGAGGCUACUGUCAUCCACAUGGACUCUAAGCACCAGCUGAAGGACUUUGGUCUUAAUCCAUUGCACAUCUGAAGGGAGAGGUCAUCAGAGCAUGUGCCACCCUCCUCCUACCUAAUUCUCAACUCGCUUUGAUAUUGUGACUUAAGCUGCUAUCAGCCCCCGAACAUGUGGAAGAAUAAUAAAGUGUGUGUCUGAGCACAUGCAGAGUGCCUUUCUGUCACUAACCUUUUCUGAUGUAGUGGGGGAAGGUCUACCCUUAGCAGCAGUCAUUCUAAACAGAGGUUAAUUUUAACACGAAUCUUCCGGCUUCUUCUGUUCACAAAGUCACACCCCAAAGCAGGCAAAAAACGCAGUCUCUUGUUUGAUUCUUGCGGGGGUUCAGAGGUGUCCCAGAGCUUCUUCCUCUAAUCAGCAUGCCUUGCUUCGAGACCGCAGCGCCCGCUUGUCCAAAUCCACAGGAAGCAUUUUCAGGGGUUGGAGAGACAGAUUGCUCAACAAGGCAGCGGUGCGAUAGGGGAAAGCCAGGCCAUGUGGGAGAGAGGCUCAA
Messenger RNA from Lacerta agilis (Sand lizard), 1024 nucleotides. It is a transcript of the gene DRC12, whose product is annotated as coiled-coil domain containing 153. The transcript has 5 exons. Lineage: Eukaryota; Metazoa; Chordata; Lepidosauria; Squamata; Lacertidae. The record is from RefSeq and is a predicted model, not a curated record. The coding region runs from base 1 to 549 and encodes 182 amino acids.